AGUUUGAACCAAAAUUAACAAUUGGGAAAGAGUUGGUUAUGAAGUCAACAAAAGUCGUCGAAUUAAAGAUCCCUAGUCAGAAUUCGGCUCGAUAUGACACACAAAGCAUGAACAGAGCUUCCAUGGCUUCUAGAUCUCAGUUGGGUUCUUCAAGUCCUAUCUCAGAGUCUCGCUCUAUAGGUUGUGAACAAUUUCCUAAUAUCCUAAGCAUACUGUCUAAAAAGCCAUCGGAGAGGGGUAAGAAAGAGAUCCAGGAAUUAUACGAGUACUUCCACAAAGAAGGUAACAGCUUCUUAGACAAACAAGAGAAGGAAAACGGUCGCAGAUGAGUCGAUAUGAUACUAAGAGAAAUAAGACUCCUCUGUUGGAAUAAUGCACUUAAGGACAGUAUUGAAGAAGAGAAAGAAAUAAUCCCAGCUGGACAAAACAUAAUUGAAUUUGGAGAAAUUGGGACAUGAUUUUACAUAAUUCUCAAAGGAAAGGUUGAAGUAAGAGUUCCAGUGGACAUAGGGCCUCGUAUGUUUACUCUCAAGGAGCUCUGCUUGUACAUAAUCGAUAAUAAUAGAUGGUUAAUCAGAGAUGGAGAGUACGAAAGAGCUCUAUCUUCAAUCCACAUGUACAUUCCAGAUGCUACAGUUUGGACUAAAUAAGAAGUUUGAGAUUAAUGCAAAAGAAAUACACAAGAUGCUGCAAAAAUGCUCUGAAAGCAAGCAUGUCAGUGCUUGGUGAGAGUUAGAGGAAUUUCCAUCUUUUCCUAGUGCUGAGCACAGAAAAUCUCUGUAUAGUAAGGCCAACAGAAGUAAUAAACCAGUAAAAUCUGAUGGUAAAAGAUCUUUCAAAUUUACACUUCUGACUAAAGUAUCUGAUCUAUCUGAAGGAGUAGGAUUCGGAGAGCUUGCUCUUCUGAACAAAGAACCUCGAAGUGCCACAAUCACCACAGCUACUGAGAGCAUUUUUGCUUAUCUUGAAAAGGCAACCUUUAAGGAAGUUAUGGGCAAUACUUACAAAAGGAAGAUCACUGAUCAAAUGAAGUUGAUCGAAAAUUUUAUGAUCAUCAACCUUCUACCUGAGAAAAAGCAAGAAAGAGCAUGAAUCUUGAUGAGGCCUCACCCCAUAAAGUUUGGAAAGAUGCUGAUUCAGGAAGGAGAGCCAUCUAAGUACAUUUAUUUGAUCAUAAACGGACAAUUUGAGCUAAACAAAACCUUAUUCUAUAAGCAUAAAUAAGCAGUAUGCAAAAGAGAUUGAUGAAACAAGCUUCAUUUAUAGCCAAUAUUUUAGCAAAAAUAAACGUAUUGCGGCUCAUUCUGCAGACAAUAGUAUUGUCUCUAACAAAGAAAUCUCUUAUCAAGAAUUCAAACAAUCAACAAAAGGUUACAUGAAAUCUAUUGCAAGACUUCUCUGAUUUGACAGAUUUGAGAUACUGGGUCUAAUAGAAUGAGCCCUUGGGUGUCCUUAUAGCGUAUUUGAUGUCAAGUGACUCUCAAAUGAUUCUGAAGUAUACAAAAUUCGUAUUGAAGAUUUUAAUAAUAUCAUCCAUAAUAACAAAGAAAUCACUGAAACUAUACAAAAGAAGAUCAGCUUGUUGGAUAAUAGGAUCCAUGAGAUUAUUGACAGAAUUAUUCAGAAAAACCAGCAGGAUUUCAUCAUGCAUGCCCCCUCUCUCCUAAAAAAUGUAGAAAAGCCUCAAAGAUCAAAUACUAGAAUCAAUCUUGGGACAAAAGACCUCUUCCCAGGAUUUGAGAAGCUGAGUUCUAAGAACAUACUCGAUUUGCAUGAAGUACCUCAGCCUAAAUUAAUCAGAAAAACGACAUACAUGGACUUUCGAGAUAAUGGAGCCCAUAAACCUAUGAAACUAGUGAAUAACCCCCCUCAGACAGUCACAAAUAAAGUAAUAGUUGACUCUAAGCAGAUAAGUGAGCUACUGAUCCGUAAAAAGACGUUGAGAGAAUCCAAACUCAAGUUUUCUCUUGCAGAUUCUUUGAAAAGAGAUGAGACUGGAAAAUUUUCAAGAGAUUUUUCCAAAGAUUUCACCGAAAGCCUGUCAUUUGCUAUGAAGAAGUUUAGAGUAGGAAAUCACAUUGCUGAAGUAAGCCACAGCUCAUUUAACUCCUCUAAUAUUGAGGAGUUAAAGAAUGAGUCAGAGUCUUCUCAAGGAAGCGAUCUUGAUAUGGACAUCCUCAGGUUGCAAAAAUCUAGGAAAAACAUGAGCAAGGCCAAGACAAGGCCUCCUAAUUGUAAUACUAAUGUGAGAAAACGGGCUAACGAAGACCUUAAAAUAAGAUCUGCACUUCUAUCACCAAAGCCAUUGAGUACGUUCAUUGAAAGCUCCAAGAGUGGCACCUCAAAUGUUCAGACUCCUCUUCUGAAAGGAAAUAGUGCAUUAGGAUCAAGUAACAAAAAUACCAAGGAGUCUUAUAAGCCAAUCACUCAAAAGAGAUAUCAGUUGGAUGCAGCCAAUAGGAGAUUAAUUAAAAACAAAAGUGUGAGACUUCUAAGGGCUCCAUUUUCACCCAAGAAUUACUCUAAGGAUCAUCAGAGUCCUUGAAAGAAAGUUGGAAUAAUUCACUUUAAGAUCUGUAAAUCACUAGGAGGUUUGUUCUCUAGCAAAUUUUCUCCAAAGCAUAACCAAGAAGCAUUGAAGAGCCCACAGAUUCGGAUUCAGAAGGACCUUAUCUCACCACGCAAGAAUGUAUUUGCGAAAUAUACUCCCAAAGUAUGUCCGGAAACUAUGAAAGAGUACUUGAACAGCCCAACCUAUAAAGGGUCUCAAACUACGAAGAUAUCUACUUUUAGCUCUCAGAGAAAGUUGAGGAGGUCCAAAAAUAUCAGGAAAAAUCUUCCAAAUCUAAACUUCAAGAAGGCUCAAGGCCAAGUCUUGAAAGAUUGGCUAAAGAAAGCCUUCAGCUUUGAUGAUAAACAAGAGUGAACAGACUCUAGUCUGGGAGACAAGCUAGGAAGCUGGACUUGGAUCAGGCCUAGCAAGAUGAAAGACCCAAGAUAUCUUAGGUUUCAGACAUCCACAAAAACUUCUAAACCUAAAUCUAAGAAGCUGAAAAUCUUACCUAAGACAGAAGGAACUAACAAGGAGUUUAAUAAAUUAUGCUAA
Moneuplotes crassus is the source of this 3106-nucleotide messenger RNA. The record is from the annotation of a GenBank genome assembly. Lineage: Eukaryota; Ciliophora; Spirotrichea; Euplotida; Euplotidae.